UUAAAACAGUCAGUCUGGAGCCUUUCGAUAUGAAUGCCGUCGAACCAGAAGCCGGGAGUUACGGCAGCGGCGGACGGCUCUCCUCCAUUGCCGGAGAUGCCGCUGUAACAGCACUUUUUCACCGCCUUCUCUGCACAUCCCAACUGAUCUAAACGCGUAUCUCUGAAUCAUCUUCUCUACUCAUUUCGGGAAUGCCGUCACUAGACAUUCCUGUCAAAGUCUAUCUAUCUCUCGUCUUUUAGACCAUCCAUGUCACGUAAUAUCUCCAACCACACAGGGCGGGCGUGCUUCGACCGUGUCAUUACCAGAGAGAGAAAGCGAGAGAGGAUUCUCCUUCUACUGAAAAGAAACAGAACUUCCUUCUUGUUUUGCUUAGUUCACGCGAAGCAAGAAGCCAAGCACCGGAAUUACUCGGUCAUGUGAUUGGAUCAACUUUCGUUCACUCUGUAAUUCCAGUUGUAGCUCAAGAAGAAGAGGCGUAAGAGAGAGAUUCAGAUUGGGGAUUCGAAAUCACCGAGUUUUUUUCAUCGUAUCUGCUAUUACUUCAGGCAAAACCAGGACGCAAUAGCAUGGAGGAAAUGGACAUUGCGUUCAAGAGGAAGACAAAGUGGAAGAGAAUUUUUUUUGGUUGCUUCUCCGUUAUAUUCAUCAUGGCAGCCGGAAUUGGUAUUUUCUCGGCAGUCGUGCAUGCAAACAGAAGCGGCAACGACGAAUUCGACGGAGAGGUAGACAGCCUUUCAUCAGUGAGCUCCAUUUCUGCAAUAUGUGGGCGGACAGAUUACAGAGAUGUAUGCGUCUCCGGUCUAUCUUCUGCAACAGGUCCUGAGCCUGCUGGCAGCCGCACAAAACAGUUGAUCAGGAAGGCGAUCGUGCUCACCAUUGUUGAAGUCGCCAGGGUUUUGAAUCUCACAGCUAACAUUGCUUCAGCCCAUCAGAAUUUCUCUGAUUUCAGGCAGUUUGAAGCUCUUGCUGAUUGCCAAGAGCUCCUGCAGAAUGAAAUCGACGAGCUAAGUAAUUGUCUGUCUGAUGUUUCUGGCAAUAGCUUGAGGGAACUUCCAAACAGAGUUGAUGAACUGAGAAAUCGGUUGGGAGCUGCUAUGUCAUAUCAAAGCUCAUGUAUCGACGGCCUGACCGAUACCCAAGUAAGAUCAAUGAUGGAGAAUGAACUGGUGAAUGCAACCAAAUUGACAAGCAACGCUCUCGCUAUAGUUACAGGGGUUGCCUCCAUUCUCACUGAUCUUCAAGUCGAUGCCAAAUCCAGUCGCUUACUUGCAGAGGAAGCCAUAGAAAAACUCCAAUAUGAUGGCAAGAAGGCAAGUACAGAAUACCCAUGUUGGUUUGAGUUGAAGGACAGGAAACUCUUGAGCCUUCAUGAUUCUGGAAAAGUGACACCAAAUGCAAUUGUAGCCAAGGAUGGCAGUGGGCAAUUCAAGGCGAUAUCUGCAGCACUAGCAGCAAUGCCUGCGGAUUACAAUGGCAGAUAUGUCAUAUAUGUCAAAGAGGGCAUAUAUGAAGAGCAAGUCAUUGUGACAAAGAAGAUGAAAAACGUCUUGAUGUAUGGUGAUGGGCCAAGAAAGACGAUAGUCACAGGUCGAAAAAAUUACGUCGACGGGACGACGACUUACAGAACGGCAACUUUUGCCGUGAAUGGCGACGGCUUUCUCGCGAAAUCGAUGGGAUUCCAGAACACAGCAGGAGCUGCAAAGAACCAGGCAGUUGCGCUCAGGGUGCAAUCAGACCGGUCUGCCUUCUUGAAUUGCCAAGUAGAAGGAUUCCAAAACACCCUCUAUGUGCAAGCACAUCGCCAAUUUUACAGAGACUGUGUCAUCUCUGGUACCAUCGACUUCAUCUUUGGAGACGCUGCUGUAGUCCUGCAGAACUGCUCCAUGUUUGUAAGAAGACCACUUGACCAUCAACACAACACAGUCACUGCCCAGGGAAGAACUGACAAGAGGAGUCCAACAGGGAUAGUUAUUCAGAAUUGCCAAAUCAUGCCGGAUGCGGAGCUCUCCCCUGUUAUGUGGAGGAUCCGGAGCUAUCUCGGACGGCCUUUAAAGAAGUACGCGAGGACUGUGAUCAUGGAGUCUACAAUUGGGAAGGUGAUCCGGCCACAGGGAUGGACUCCCUUGGAUGGUAGCUUUGCUUUGGCUACUCUGUUGUUUGCAGAGUAUGAGAACAGGGGACCUGGUGCAAACACUACUGGGAGGGUGAAAUGGAAAGGGCACAGACUGAUCACUAGCAGAACAGAAGCACUUAAAUACACAGCCAUUAAUUUCAUUCAAGGUAGGCUCUGGCUCAGGAGAACUCACAUUCCUUAUGCACUCGGCUUACUGAACUGAGAUUGAUUCAGACUGUAAAAUAUGUCGGUUGUUUCUCAUAAAACUAGGACAUGUUCCAAUAUGGUAGAAUACAUCAUGUUAAAUUGAGGCAGAUUUAUGCAAUAUAGAGGUCCCGUUUGCAAAUAUCCACAUCAUAAGAGAGAGACAGAGAGAGAAUUGAAUGGGAAUUCGUUGACAAAAUUAGGCAUUGAGGUGCUCUCAGUAAUUAGAAUAGAGCAACUUGAUCUUAGAUCACUGAGAUAGCGAGGUUCUAAGAUCCAUGA
Molecule: messenger RNA, 2602 nt
Organism: Nymphaea colorata (pocket water lily)
Lineage: Eukaryota; Viridiplantae; Streptophyta; Magnoliopsida; Nymphaeales; Nymphaeaceae
Product: pectinesterase-like
Exons: 2
Coding region: 570-2339 (589 amino acids)
Biological process (GO): cell wall modification
Molecular function (GO): pectinesterase inhibitor activity; pectinesterase activity
Source: RefSeq, a predicted model, not a curated record